Messenger RNA from Salmo salar (Atlantic salmon), 1409 nucleotides. Its product is annotated as tumor necrosis factor receptor superfamily member 6B. The record is from RefSeq and is a predicted model, not a curated record. Gene Ontology annotation, molecular function: protein binding. Lineage: Eukaryota; Metazoa; Chordata; Actinopteri; Salmoniformes; Salmonidae.
GCGAUUUGAUCUUGAAACUUUUCGGUUACUGGCCCAACGCUCUAACCACUAGGCUACCUGCCGCCUCACUGAGCAGUAACCUAGGCUGGCUACUCAACUACAAUACAUUUUGAGUGCACCUUAUAGCAAUGCUACAUGAAUAAUUUAUUUAGCACGCUAAAAACACCGAGCCUAGCGUUAGCUAGCUAGCUACCUACUAGGAGGAUGUCAUUGGAGGAGUAGACUAUCGAACAGACGUCAGGAUGUUUUUGUGAACGUGAGCAUGAGAAAUGAGUCAUCAUCCCUAUGUAUACAUUCGAAAGACGGUGAACAAACCAGUUGCUAGCUGACUAGAGAGGGAAAUGUAUCUGCUGAUCUACUUUUUUCUGCCGAUCCUGGUAUUCACGCUCUGUGGCGGCAACGAGCCAGAGCCAGGCGCACUUACACCGACCUACAUCUGGAGAGAUGACGUGACAGGAGUUUCCUUCACAUGCAACAAAUGUCCUCCCGGAACACACUUACGGAAGCAUUGCACGAAGGACAGCAGGACAGAAUGCGGACCUUGCCCAAAGUCCCACUACACAGAAAUCUGGAACUACAUCGAGCGGUGUCAAUACUGCAAUAUUUUUUGUACGGAUGAUCAGUUUGUAAGCGUGCAGUGCACCCAAUUUCACAACCGAAAGUGCGAGUGCAAGGACGGGUUUUACAUGAGACAUGGGUCAUGUUCAAGGCACAGCAGGUGCCCGGCUGGCGAAGGGGUGCUCUCUAAUGGAACAGCAUACACUGAUGUGACAUGUGAACCUUGCCGAGGGGGCUUCUUCUCUGCAGAUUCCUCCAGCAGGAAAAUAUGUCAGAAGUUCACUGUGUGUGCUCCAGAUCGCACCACUAUACCUGGCGACGACAGGCAUGAUGUUUACUGCUCAGCCUGUAAGAGUGGUUCGAUUACACAUGAAGAUGAAGCUAUCUGUGAUGGAGAGUUGAUGGAAUUCCUGGGACUGCAGAUCCUCCCACCAAGAAAGCACAAAAGACUAAUGACUGUACUCAGGAGGAGUGCGGGGAAAAACUUCACAAAAAAUUCAACUGUCCUAGACCUUCUCACAACUAUUAAGAACAAACCUAGCAACAACAAACCUUUUGCUAUUCGAUUGCAUGAUAUCCUGGACACAGACGGGCUGCUCCAUUUAAGACGUAAAGUCAACAAAUGGUUUCCUCAUAUGACUUUAUAGGACUAAUAUAUUGUAACAUUUAUUUUUUAUUUAAACCUAUAUGUGUGUAUAUAGAUAUAUAUUACAGGUAUAUUUUUUCAGUUCCUGCUGAUGUGAGGUCUGUCUUUUUCAGAAAUGUGUCAAAGAAUAAAAACGACCUAUUGUGAAACUGUCCAUAAUAUUGUAAACCUGUCCUUAAAAAAUAAAUAAACACUCAAAACAUAA